Erigeron canadensis is the source of this 1074-nucleotide messenger RNA. Its product is annotated as PTI1-like tyrosine-protein kinase At3g15890. Bases 1 to 1074 code for a protein of 357 amino acids. The transcript has 5 exons. Gene Ontology annotation, biological process: protein phosphorylation. Gene Ontology annotation, molecular function: protein kinase activity; ATP binding. Lineage: Eukaryota; Viridiplantae; Streptophyta; Magnoliopsida; Asterales; Asteraceae. The record is from RefSeq and is a predicted model, not a curated record.
AUGGAUUUCCUCUCGUUUGGUUGCAUAAGGAAAGGAGAUGGGAAGAAGAAAUCAACAUGGAGAAUAUUUUCAUUCAAGGAACUACAUAGUGCUACAAACAAUUUUAAUUAUGAUAACAAACUUGGCGAAGGUGAAUCUGGAACAUUCUAUUGGGGCCAACUUUGGAAUGGAUCUCAAAUUGCAGUGAAGAGGUUUAAUAAAGUGGAUAAAGAAAGAGAAUUUGCGGUUGAGAUGGAGAUACUUGCAAGAGUUCAACACAAGAACGUGGUUAGAUUUCACGGGUAUUGUGCAGAAGGACAAGAGCGUUUAAUCGUAUACAACUACAUGCCUGGUAGAGAUUUGAUGUCUCAUCUUCAUGGGCAAAAAUCUACUCGAUCCCUUGAAUGGAGCCAGCGCAUAACUAUUGCCAUUGGAUCCGCAGAGGGAAUUGCGUAUCUUCAUCAUCAUGCCACCCCGCGCAUAAUCCACCGAGACAUCAAACCAAGUAGCAUCUUGCUAGACUCGGAUCUUAACCCAUCACUAGCUGGUUUUGGCAAUGCAAAACUAAUCCCAGAUGGUGCAACGCACGUGACCACUGGAGUAAAAGGCACACUGGGGUACCUUGCCCCAGAAUAUGCGAUGUUAGGGAAAGCCUCAACUUGUUGCGACAUUUACAGCUUUGGAAUCCUCUUGCUUGAGCUUGCUAGUGGCAAAGAACCUGUCGAAGAUAUGAGCACAACCACCAAACAUUCCAUAACAGACUGGAUUUUACCAUUAGCCCGUCUAAGGAAGUUCAGUGAAAUUGCAGACCCAAAGCUAAAAGGGAACUAUAUUAAAGAAGAGCUGAAAAGGGUAAUCAUUCUUGCACUAAUGUGCACUCACUGUCAACCAGAGAAGAGACCUACCAUUCUCGAUGUGGUCCAGUUGUUGAAAGGAGAGUCAGAAGAGAAGCUGCUUGUUUUAGAAAAUGAUAAGCUGUUCGACGCACCUGAAGCUAUGUUUCAAUUUCUAAAGCAUCCGACUCCUGAUCAAGCACCUGACAGAGAUCCAUCACCAAAUUCUCGUGGACCUUGUGCCACAAGUGAGAAUCAAUAA